GAGCUCACUGCCGACAAUUUAUUCUCCAACAUGAGACACUGAUAAAAUACCUCGGACUUUAAAACCAUUUCAGACUUCUGAGUGAUAUUUAAAUAAUUAAUAAAAUAUAAGUAAUUGCCGUGUACAGACUUGUUUAUCAUCAUCACCAACUAGAGAACAAUGUCGAGACGGAAUCAACCGGACGACUACAGAAAAGGGUCAAAUUCCUACAGAGGAGAUCGUGGUGGUUCGGAUGACAGCAGUGAUGACGACGAAAGAAAUUAUAGAAGAAACAGAGACAGAUCACCGCUGAGACGACGGCCUUCUGAUGAAAGACAACAACGGGCUGAACGUGAAACCACGAGUUCCUUUGGCUCCUCACGUGAAAACACUCAGAAGCAAAAGUUAGCAUUUGGUUUUAGCAAAAAACCUAGUGUUGAUACCAAGAAAGGAGGAAUUCAAAUAAAACUGGGUCUUGCAACGAAACCAACAGCUAAACCAAUAUCUCCAACAAAAACAACCGUCGCUUCAGUAUUUAAUGCCGAUGAUGACGAAGAACCAGAAGAAAUGCCUGCGGAAGCACGAAUGAGGAUGCGAAAUAUUGGACGAGAAACACCAACAUCCGCUGGUCCAAAUUCAUUCGGAAAAACCAAGCAAGGCUUUUGUGAUUCAAAAAAAAUAUUUGAGAAAACUCUCAAGAAAGCUAUGGACGAAGCUAAUAAUAAAUGAUUAUUAUAUUUUAUCAAUUAAAAUCAACUGUCACUUUCUGUAAAUUCAUUAAUUAUUAUUACUAAAAUUAACUGGUUAAAAAAAAUCCUAAAACUUAGAGUACACUAGGGAAAAUUGGAUUGUAAGCUUAUUUAUAUUUGUUAUUAUUAUUAUUGUUAAUGAAACAUCCAUUACGUAUUUACUACAAUGAAUUACACAUCGACAGUUACCUAUUUUCUAUCAACAUCGACUACUUCUAUGUAAUUAAUGUUCUCUAAUGCUCAUAUUUUUUUCCCAAUGAGCGACUUUAAUGUUAAAAUAAACUAAUCAUUGUCUUGUUGACUUUUGCAAAUCACAACCUGUUUCAAGUUGUAAUUAUAUUUGUAUUUAUAAAUCUUGAUUGUAUUCUAUGUAGACAACAUUUUUCAAUUAAAAAUAUUCAGUUAAUUAUA
This is a messenger RNA of Microplitis mediator, 1139 nucleotides long. Its product is annotated as PEST proteolytic signal-containing nuclear protein-like. Gene Ontology annotation, biological process: proteasome-mediated ubiquitin-dependent protein catabolic process; protein ubiquitination. Gene Ontology annotation, cellular component: nucleus. The record is from RefSeq and is a predicted model, not a curated record. Bases 160 to 708 code for a protein of 182 amino acids. The transcript has 3 exons. Lineage: Eukaryota; Metazoa; Arthropoda; Insecta; Hymenoptera; Braconidae.